Molecule: messenger RNA, 543 nt
Organism: Erigeron canadensis
Lineage: Eukaryota; Viridiplantae; Streptophyta; Magnoliopsida; Asterales; Asteraceae
Exons: 1
Coding region: 1-543 (180 amino acids)
Source: RefSeq, a predicted model, not a curated record
AUGAUACACAAAUCGGGGGGAAUAGACGAAGACGUGAGACAUCGAAUCCAAGCUGGAUGGAUGAGGUGGAGAGCAGCUUCUGGAGUCAUGUGCGACAAGUGGAUCUCGCUAAAACUGAAAGGAAAGUUCUACAGAGUAGCUAUUAGACCGGCUAUGUUAUAUGGGUUAGAAUGUUGGCCAAUGACGAAAGUCCAAGUGUCUCGUGUAGAGGUGGCAGAGAUGAGGAUGCUAAGGUGGUCUUGCGGGAAGACCUUAUCAGACAGGAUUCCCAUGGGAGUUUUUAGAGCCGAACUUGAAGUAGGGACCAUCAUUAACAAGCUAAGAGAAGGGCGCUUGAGAUGGUUUGGCCAUGUUAGGAGAAGGGAUCGAACAGCACCACUAAGGAGAGCGGAGUCUAUUUACGUCCAAGGCAUACGAAGAAGGGGAAGGCCUAAGAUGAGGUGGAAGGACCGAUUAGCGAAAGACCUAAUAGAGCUUGGUUUGUCAGAGGACAUGACGUUGGAUAGGACAACCUGGAGAACUAGGAUUAAAGUAGAUGAUUAG